Molecule: messenger RNA, 4641 nt
Organism: Cyprinus carpio (common carp)
Lineage: Eukaryota; Metazoa; Chordata; Actinopteri; Cypriniformes; Cyprinidae
Product: dual specificity protein phosphatase 8-like
Biological process (GO): protein dephosphorylation; negative regulation of MAPK cascade
Cellular component (GO): cytoplasm
Molecular function (GO): protein tyrosine/threonine phosphatase activity; MAP kinase tyrosine/serine/threonine phosphatase activity
Source: RefSeq, a predicted model, not a curated record
CAUUUUAUGUUAUUGUAAAAUGAACGCAUUUAGGAAGAGAGAAGAUCAAAUGUAUCUCUGUGUACAUAUAUAAAAUGUGUACUUGCAGUGUGUUUGCAGAGGGUUAUAUUUUUUCAUUUUCAGAAAAACAUUGAGUGGGCCCCAAAGGUGGCUGCAUAUUUGCUCGGUGAGUAAGGAAUGUGGUUGCAUGCCUUACUCAUAAGCCAGAUUCAGCUCGCACACAGUAAGAGCAAGAGAGAGAGAGACGGGGGGAGACAGAGUGAAAGUAAGCAAGAGAGGAAAGAGACGGGGCAGACUAUGCUCACGGCAAAUGAGCUCAUUCACUCUAAGGUCACAGAGAGAGAGAGAGAGAGAGAGAGAGAGAGAGAGAGAAGGCGGGGAAAGACUUGAACGGAGGCUUUACAACAAUAGCGAGUUCUACUUUCAGUUGUUGCCACACAGAAUGAGAUCGAGGAAGGAUCCGUGGCGCUCCUGAGGGAAGACCACACACUUCUUCUGCCCUCGUUUCUGUGAGGAGGAAGCAGUUGUUACUUUUUCUGUGGAGUUUCCCUCCUCAGUGUUUUUUAGGAUCUUAAUUUUUAAAGCAACAUUCGGACAUAUAGUUCUUGGAUUGCGGUUCAGACUGGUUGGUGCGGAUGCCCCUAGACGUGGUCAUAUCCCCUCCAGAUAACUGCUUCUGGUCGGGGAUCCAGCAAACAGACAUGAGGCUCAAAAUCAGAGUCCACAAGAUGAGAAAAGAACGGAAACUAAGAGGUGGUUUUGCAGCAUUCUCAUCCUGUUUUCCGGGCCUGUGUGAAGGCAAGCCAGUGGCCACUCUGCCUAUGAGCUUGUCUCAGCCAUGUCUGCCUGUGGCAAACGUUGGUCCCACACGAAUCCUGCCCCAUCUCUACCUAGGCUCUCAAAAAGAUGUGCUCAACAAGGAUCUGAUGGCUCAAAACGGCAUCACAUAUGUGUUAAAUGCGAGCAACACCUGCCCAAAGCCAGAGUUCAUCUCCGAAAGCCAUUUCAUGCGCAUUCCCGUCAAUGACAACUACUGUGAAAAACUCCUGCCAUGGCUAGACAAAACCAACGAGUUUAUUGACAAAGCCAAGGUUUCCAACUGUCGAGUCAUUGUCCAUUGUUUAGCUGGCAUCUCCAGGUCCGCUACCAUUGCCAUCGCUUAUAUCAUGAAGACAAUGGGCUUGUCAUCAGAUGAUGCGUACAGGUUUGUGAAGGACCGCAGACCUUCAAUAUCACCCAACUUCAACUUCCUGGGGCAGCUGCUGGAGUUCGAGAAAGGUCUGAGGUUGCUAAAGGCUCUGUCCUCAGGGCAAGAGAAGUUGGAGCAGUUGAAGGAAUUGUCACAACCUAGAGGAGAAUCUUCUAGUGAUCCUGAAAAGGCUCGUCUGGGGGCUGAGAAGGAUAGCACAGAUUUGGACACCAAGCUACCUUCUCCAACCUCCCUCCAGCAGGGCUUUAAUGGCUUGAAUCUGUCGGCGGAGCGUAUCCUAGACACCAACCGGCUCAAACGCUCUUUCUCACUUGACAUCAAAUCCGUCUAUGAGCCCAACCACUGUCCUCGUCUCACGCCCACUCAUAACGAGGAUGUUCCCAAACUCUGCAAGCUGGAUAGCCCAGAAGCUGGAGAAGCCAAUGGUGUCUGCCAUUACUCACCUGUUUCCAUAAGCCCUGCUUCAGCUGAAUCUCCAGGCCUCUUUCCUGAGAGCAGCUCCCGACCUCGUUCACGGAGGAAAAGCAAGCACAAUGGUAGCAGUGCUGGAAGUUCUCCCAUGCACUCGCACAGCCUAAACUAUGGACACUCGCUCCCUACACACAAAAGUCCCAGUCUUGAUGACAAUCUGAAGCCCUCUCUGCUGCUCAGCCUUCCUACUGUGGGCACCGGGCCCAUGUGGACCAAGCAUAGAGACACCGUACAGGCCACAACCCCUGUUACGCCAACAGGCGAAGCCCCUUGGUUCUACAGCUCGGAGUCAAUGAACAGUAACGGAGGUGGAGGAGGGGCGGUACACUUUCCUGCACUAGGGUGUAGCAGCCUCCCUGGACCAUGCGAUGCUGUGCGUCUGCGGGACAAGGUGGGGGAGCCACGGGACUCGAGGGGCAGCUGGCACGAGGAUGCUCCCACUUCCAGUGCUGCCGAUAAGCAGUUCAAGCGGCGCAGCUGUCAGAUGGAGUUUGAAGAGGGGAUAUCGGAGACACGUUCAAGGGAGGAACUGGGAAAGAUCAGCAAACAGUCCAGCUUCUCUGGAAGCAUGGAAAUCAUCGAAGUGUCCUGACAUCACCUGCACGGCCCCUGGGGACUUUUUCAUACAGACAGACAGGCGCUACUUAUGAGUAAGGAUGACUAAGAGUGGGCCUGGCAAGGCUGUGGAACAUUCAUAUUAGUUCAUAGGAUUGUCGAUAAUAAGCGGUUCUCAGAAAUGGGACUUUCUUUUUUCUUUUUUUGUCUUUUUAAGCCGGUGGAACCGGACGCAGAUUGACUUUGCUUUGUCUUUCUACUGUUUUUAAGCCAUAGCCUUCCCCAGAUGACAAUGAGCUGAGACUACAGUUGCAGAAUCCCUUGUUUCCUCACACUAGAAACAGAACCCCCCCACCCCCAUUCCUCAUAAAAGCAUUACCAGCCUUUUGGUGUAUUAAGAAUCAAGCAUGGCUGUUAUGCUCACACUUGUUUCUUUUAUUAUGCUGCCCUGGACUUACAAGUUACACCGCCACAGCACAAGGAGUCAGCACAGACUAAGCCAUGGUGGUACAUGCUUUUACUGGCUGAAUGAAGGCCUCUUUGUGCAGUGCUCAUGUCCACCCUGCUCCUGUAUCCCAGCAUUCAUGGAAUCCUGGAGGAGGAACCAGGCAUGCCAUGAAGGAAACGCAUUGUGGACGCUUUCCUAUAAUGUUCUCUGUCACUCUUUUGUUACCCAGAUUUCAGGGUCUUGUCCUUCCCCUCCUGUGCCCAAGUGGUGAUGCUCGAACUGUUGUGCAACCCACGUUCCUCUCACUAAGCAUGCGUCAAGGCUGCUGUUUUAAUUACAAACAAAUAGUAUAUGAACUAUACACAGUGAUUUCAAUGGACGUUUAAUUAUUUUCUUUUUUUUCUUUUCAUUUUCUUAGUUUCUGGUUUUAAUUUAUUCUACUGGUUCAUUCUGGUAAUGAGAAAUAAUAUAAAGAUUGUGGAGUUUUUAUUUUUCCUCUUUUUCAGUGUUGAUCUUUUUUUUUUCAGUGAUUUACAAAAAUACACUCACAAAACCGAUACGCAACUACAAGCAAUAUGUGUUUUUACUUCUUUUUUUUGUCCUCUUUUUUCUUUAUAUGGGAGUGCGGUUAUUACCAGGAAUUAUCUGAUGUUUAAAUGCACUUUCUGUUGCUUUAAGAGGGAAGUUUUGGGACGUUCACAUUAAAAGGGUACCACAACGCUUUACAAAAAAUCAUGUGUAACCAUUGAUGUCCUGCAGUGUGUCACAAACUAAAGCAUUUGGUAUGGCUUUCGUUUGUCUCUCCAGCCUGCUGGUUUGAAUUAUUAAAGACUUUAAUCCAGCAUGAAUAAUCUAGAGUAAUCUAGAGGAAUAUGUAUGAUACCCCGGCAUUGUAAAAUGAGUAGCGACUCAUUUUGAUUUUCAAGAAUUUGAUUUUUGUAUUAACAAGCACACAAGACAAAAUGAAGGGGGGAAAAAUGACAGGGACUUUAAAGAGGUUUGUCUGUGUCCCCCAUUUGUUCUGCAUAUUUAUGACAUUAUUUAUUGUUUGUUUGGGUCUGAUUGCAGAAGGAUGUGUGGAUGGAUGUUGUGAAUGACUGAAAGAUGGACCCUUUGCAGAUGCUCUUAGAAAACGGCAUCUUGGAGAAGAGAUAAACUCCUAACCUUUUCAUUGGCAAAAAAAAAAAAAAAUUUUACAUUAUUGGAUCAUAAACUUUAUAUGAAAGACAAGUAACUGAUAAGAACAGAAUCUGCACUAUGGUGACAAUACAUUCUGCUUGCUUUCUUCUCAGGGGAGCUUUUAAUGAGUCAAUUACAUGUCUGAGCUUUCUCUUUUUAUCCCUUUUCUUCAUCUCUUUUUAGCACCGAUUUCUCUUCUACACUUGCUCUCCUUCGCUCACCUUUUCCCUUCAUCCUCUCUGUUUCUCUCAAAAUCUCUAGAAUGCUCCAAAGGUUAAAUAUAACACAGAAAGGGUGUGUGUGUGUGAAUGGGAUUGCCCUCUCCGUGGGAGAUAGUUCAGCAAUUUAUUUAUGUCUGUAUUUUUUUCAGUUAGCUUUUCUGUAUGGCAAAUCUUGUAUUUGUGCUGCUGUAUUUUUUUUCCUUGUGUAAGACAUUACCUAUAUUUCCUUUACCUUCCCUGUACUAUACAUUUUUAAAGACCUUGUUAUUAUUAUUUAAAACAUGUAAUAAAAGAUGCAGGCUGUCAUUUUUGCUGAAAUUGUUAAAUAGCUGGCAACUAAUUAUUAUUAUCAUUAUUAUUAUUAUUAUUAUUAUAUGUUGUGUGAAUAGCAUCGUAUCAACAAAACUAAUUGAUAUAGAGAUUUUUUUAAAGAGAAAAUCUUGAUACCUUAGGCUGCUUGAAGCAAAAUACCUCAGGUUCUUUUGAAAGGCUUGUUCCUCCCCAUGUACCCAUUUUGUGACGAUGAAACAAAAUACAAACAUUACAAAAUAUGAAAA